Spea bombifrons (plains spadefoot toad) is the source of this 2787-nucleotide messenger RNA. RefSeq names its product hedgehog interacting protein (gene HHIP). The transcript is spliced from 13 exons. The record is from RefSeq and is a predicted model, not a curated record. The coding region runs from base 264 to 2360 and encodes 698 amino acids. Lineage: Eukaryota; Metazoa; Chordata; Amphibia; Anura; Pelobatidae.
GCAGCAUUAAAAAGGGAGAGCGAGAACAUCUCUGUGCCACUGCUCAGCAGCAACAUCCAGCGGCAGAUAACUCUGAACAGGUUCAAAACUCACCUGUGCCACUAGUCGUCCUCAUAGUAAUACUUCACCAAACUUUUUACAGCCUUGCAUCUUUUUUUUUCUGAGAUUUUCUUUCAAACAUUGUGGCAUCCCAGGAGAGAUUUCUGUUAAAUCUCGAGAAGCUCUCGACUGUCUAAUACUUGUUAUUGGACCUUUGAGAGGCAAUGCAAAAGAUGCUGGUGCUUCAAUGGUUGCUGAUUUGGGGAAUAGCACUUCUGGUCCUUGAGUGUGAUGCUAAGUUUGGAGAGAAGAGUGAAGCAGGUACAAGAAGAAGAAGGUGUCUGAAUGGGAGCCCCCCAAAACGUGUGAAGAAGAAGCACAGGAAGUUGCAGACUCUAGAUCUUGGGGUAGCUGGAGAUGGAUGUAUAGGUUUGUACCCCCGUCUAUCCUGUUGCACCAAACCUGACAACACGGGACUGCAGAUUGAUCCAAAGAUAUUUUCGGUUACCAACAACACUGAGUGUGCAAAGCUUCUGGAAGAAAUCAGAUGUGCGUACUGUUCGCCACAUGCUCAGCAUCUCUUCCAUCCAUCAGAGAGAACCGACACAUCCGAGAGGCAGCUUGUACUUCCGACCUUGUGUAAAGACUAUUGCAAAGAAUUCUAUUACACUUGCAGAGGACAGAUACCAGGUUUACUACAAACAACAGCAGAUGAAUUUUGUUUUUAUUACGGCACAAGAGACAACAGAUUAUGCUUCCCGGAUUUCCCAAGGAAACAAAUAAGAGGUCCAGCAUCAAACUACUUGGACCAGAUGGAAGAAUAUGACAAAGUGGAAGAGAUCAGCAGAAAACACAAACACAACUGUCACUGCAUUCAAGAGGUUGUGAGAGGGUUAAGACAACCUGUUGGAGUAAUGCAUAGUGGAGAUGGAUCUUAUCGACUAUUUAUCCUUGAAAAGGAGGGCUACGUGAAGAUCCUGAGUCCUGAAGGAGAUCUCAUAAAGGAACCUUUCCUUGAUGUACAUAAAGUAGUUCAAAGUGGAAUAAAGGGAGGAGAUGAAAGAGGACUUCUAGGACUUGCAUUCCAUCCCAAUUAUAAGAAAAAUGGAAAGCUCUAUGUGUCGUACACCACCAACCAAGAGCGCUGGGCCAGCGGACCUCACGACCACAUUCUUAGAGUUGUCGAAUACACAGUGUCUAGGAAAAAUCCCAGUCAGGUCGACGUAAGGACAGAAAAAAUAUUUCUUGAAGUGGCAGAGUUACACAGGAAGCACUUGGGAGGACAGCUUUUGUUUGGUCCUGAUGGCUUCCUGUAUAUUUUCCUUGGCGAUGGAAUGAUAACUAUUGAUGAUAUGGAAGAGAUGGAUGGUCUGAGUGAUUUUACAGGUUCAGUACUGCGAUUGGAUGUUGACAUAGAUAUGUGUGGUGCUUUAUAUUCCAUUCCCAAAAGCAAUCCACAUUUUAACAGUACCAACCAACCCCCUGAAAUAUUUGCACAUGGACUACAUAACCCAGGCAGAUGUGCAGUUGACCAUCAUUCCAAAGAUGUCAAUACAAAUUUGACAAUUAUUUGCUCAGAUUCAAGCACUAAGAACAGAUCGUCCACUAGGAUACUACAAAUUAUAAAGGGCAAGGACUAUGAAAGUGAGCCUUCACUUCUAGAAUUCAAGCCAAUGAGCAGUGGCCCCAUGGUCGGUGGAUUUAUAUACAGAGGCUGUCAAUCCGAGCGGCUGUAUGGCAGUUACGUAUUUGGCGACCGCUAUGGAAACUUUAUAACACUCAAUCAGAACCCCACAACAAAGCAGUGGCAGGAAAAGCCAUUCUGUCUUGGCAGUGGAACUUCUUGUAGAGGACCUUUCACAGGACACAUACUAGGAUUUGGUGAAGAUGAGCAAGGUGAAGUCUACAUACUCUCCAGCAGUAAAAGUAUGACUCAGUCGCACAGUGGGAAACUAUACAAGAUCAUUGACCCUAAAAGACCAAUGAUGCCUGAAGAGUGUAAACGGCCUGUGCUCCCAGUCCAGCCUCUGUCCUCUGAGUGCUCCCGACACUGUAAAAAUGGUCACUGCACCCCCACAGGGAAAUGCUGCUGCAAUCAAGGAUGGGAAGGGGAGUUCUGCAGAAUCGCAAAAUGUGAACCAGCAUGUCGGCAUGGAGGUGUCUGUGUGAGGCCAAACAAGUGUCUAUGUAAAAAAGGCUUCCUGGGCCCACAGUGUGAAAUAGUGGAUAGAAACAUCCGGAGAGUGGCUCGGGCAGGUAUUCUUGACCAGAUCAUUGAUGUGACGUCAUAUUUGCUGGAUCUCACCAGCUACAUUGUAUAGUUCUCUCGGACUGCUUAAAUACAUCAUUCUAAACGGGCAUUUAUUUUUCAUGUAAAUUAAAAAAAGAAGGACUUUGUAAUACUGCUCUAAAUCCCUGUGUUUUAAAAUAUUUUAUUAAUUUAAAUAUAUUGUCCAUAAAAGUGAGUUUGUGUGUGUAAUUUAUGAAUAUUUGAGUGUACAUGUAUGUGUGAAGAUAAAGACAUCCAUUUAUUGAACAUUCUGAUAUCGUAACUAUUGGCUGCAACAUGUCAUAUAAAAAAAAAAUCUACACGUGUCAUAACAGCAUUACGAUAUUAGAUAUGUAGAGAAAUAUACAGCACCUUCAUUUGUAAAGGUAGCUACCAAGUUGGGAGGGGGGAUAUAAACGAUUUUCAGUUGCUUUAACGUGUUGUGUAACUAUCUCAGGUAAUUACAUGAGUAACGUUCA